Messenger RNA from Henningerozyma blattae CBS 6284, 276 nucleotides. RefSeq names its product SAGA histone acetyltransferase complex subunit SGF11 (gene SGF11). Bases 1 to 276 code for a protein of 91 amino acids. Lineage: Eukaryota; Fungi; Ascomycota; Saccharomycetes; Saccharomycetales; Saccharomycetaceae. The transcript has a single exon. The record is from RefSeq and is a predicted model, not a curated record.
AUGUCUACCACCACAACAAUGUCUACAAGCGCAAUCGCCAACGAUCUCUUCGAUAAUCUAUUCUCCACCUAUUUGCAAAAUAUCAUCUCGUUGGAAUUGAAUAAUCAAAAAAUUAUCCAAUUACGCUAUCAAUUGGCCAAUUCGGAAGAGAUAAAACUCAACGCAAACCCCUCCGAUAAUGUUUAUUUGUCUUGUAAGCAUUGUAAAAGGGACGUCUCAUCAAAUAGAUUUGCUGCUCAUUUGCAAAGGUGUUUGUCAAGGGGGGCUAGACGUUAG